Molecule: messenger RNA, 1888 nt
Organism: Daucus carota subsp. sativus
Lineage: Eukaryota; Viridiplantae; Streptophyta; Magnoliopsida; Apiales; Apiaceae
Product: poly(ADP-ribose) glycohydrolase 1
Exons: 11
Coding region: 72-1676 (534 amino acids)
Biological process (GO): regulation of DNA repair; ATP generation from poly-ADP-D-ribose; carbohydrate metabolic process
Cellular component (GO): nucleus; cytoplasm
Molecular function (GO): poly(ADP-ribose) glycohydrolase activity
Source: RefSeq, a predicted model, not a curated record
UUGACCUUUGACGACGUAUAUAAAUUGUACAGUGGCGAGGAGUGUGUGUAUAACGGAAAAGAAGCAGCGUGAUGGAGAAUCGAGAAGAAGUCAAGUCAAUCAUCCGGUACCUACCGGUGUUUCUCCGGUCAUCUAAUAUAUUCUGGCCACCUCCAGUCGUAGAAGCCCUUAAAUCACUCUCCGGCGGCCCUAAUUGCAGCAACGUUGAUUCCGGUGAACUUCUCUUCCUCGCCAUUUCCGACAUGAGGAACUCCCUCUCCCUCUCCGCCGAUCCCUUGUCUCCCUCCGCUCCUCACGGAAUAUCUCUAUUCUUCGAUGAUUUAAUGUCGCGUGCCGAGGCCACCAAGUGGUUUGGAGAUGUGGUGCCUGAGUUGGCCAAGCUGGUGCUCAGGUUGCCCGCGCUUUUGGAGUCUCAUUAUGUCAAUGCACAGCAAGGGACUGCUUUGCGAUUGUUGGAGUCGCAAGAGCCUGGAAUUGUGCUUCUUAGUCAGGAAUUGGUUGGUGCGCUUCUUGCAUGCUCUCUCCUUUGUCUAUUUCCAGUCGCUAUCAGAGGUGCCAAACGUCUGCCAACAAUCAACUUUGACCAAUUAUUUGCAAGUCUUUAUGACAGUUAUGAUGAGAAACAAGAAAAUAAAAUCAAGUGCAUAGUUCACUAUUUUGAGAGGAUAUCUUCACAUAUGCCUCGGGGAAAUAUUUCAUUUAUGAGAAAAGUUCUUCCAUUGCAACAGAGUUCUUUUGCCAUCUCUUAUCCGAUGCCUGGUCUUUGGAAAAAAUCUACUGUUUCCCUUUGCCCAUUUCAGGUCUACAGUUCAGGCUUAAUCGAAGAUCAAACUGAAGAAGCUCUUGAAGUGGAUUUUGCAAACAAGUAUAUAGGUGGCGGAGUACUCCAUAAGGGUUGUUUGCAGGAAGAAAUACGUUUUGUGAUCAAUCCGGAGUUAAUAUUAGGCAUGCUUUUCUUGCCUGCCAUGGCAAAGAAUGAGGCCAUUGAAAUUGUUGGUGCAGAAAGGUUUUCAAAUUAUACAGGGUAUGCUUCGUCCUUUCGUUUUUCAGGCAACUACAUGGAUAAAAGAGACGUUGAUAUGUCUGGAAGACGGAAAACGAGAAUCACAGCUAUAGAUGCGAAGAGCAACCCAGGUUAUAGACAAUACAAAGUUGAAUACAUCAUGCGGGAGAUAAACAAAGCGUAUUGUGGAUUUAUUGAUCAGAGUUAUAUUCAGGAUAUCAGACCUCCGAGUUGCACGCCUGAAGAUGUUUAUAUGGAAACAUCAUCAACAUCUUCAGGAGAUAAUAAGAUACUUUCAAUUGAUAAGUUGAACAAGGACUUUGAAAGAAAGGGUGAUCAGUGUAUGGGCCAACAUGAUAGUAUUGGAAUUGCGACGGGAAAUUGGGGUUGUGGUGCUUUUGGAGGCGACCCUGAACUUAAGACCAUAAUCCAGUGGCUUGCUGCUUCUCAGGCAUCAAGACCUUUCAUUUCAUAUUACACAUUUGGUAUAGACAAAUUGCAGUCUCUUGACCAGGUGACUCGGUGGAUUAUGUCACAAAAAUGGACCGUGGGAGACCUUUGGAAUAUGUUGAUAGAGUAUUCAUCUCAGAAACUGCAAAGAGAAACUAAGGUUGGCUUUUGCAGUUGGCUCCUUCCAUCGCUGCAUGCCCAUGACCCAAUGGAUUUAUAUUGAAUUAGUUGUAGGUAUUAAUUUGUAGGCAGCUAGCCAUCAACCCAGAGUAUUGUUCUUCAGAAAUCAGUAAAAUGUUUGUGACAUGGCAAGAAUAGUUACUUUGGGACAUACUUGCAAAUGACCGAUUGGAUAAUGGUUGUAUCUUCACUCGGGGAUGGGUUGUAGUAGGGAACUUGUUAAGUUAUUAAUAUGUUUGCAAUUUUGAUGAAUAA